Molecule: messenger RNA, 1701 nt
Organism: Talaromyces proteolyticus
Lineage: Eukaryota; Fungi; Ascomycota; Eurotiomycetes; Eurotiales; Trichocomaceae
Product: fungal-specific transcription factor domain-containing protein
Exons: 4
Coding region: 1-1701 (566 amino acids)
Biological process (GO): positive regulation of transcription by RNA polymerase II
Cellular component (GO): nucleus
Molecular function (GO): DNA-binding transcription factor activity; transcription cis-regulatory region binding
Source: RefSeq, a predicted model, not a curated record
AUGACAUUCUUCGUCGACCAAAAACCCUAUGAAUAUAUUUCGCGUAUUCCUAGGAGAUCAAAUUAUCUUCUCAAAGCGGUCAUAAUUAUGGAACCCGCGUGGGAGAUCCAUAAAGACUUAAUACGAAAGCUUUUCCUGGAGGAAGGAAAAACUCUCCAUGAAGUGAUGGAUUACAUAGAAGAAAUACAUAACUUCUCCUCAAGUAAGGCCAUGUACGAGCGCCAGUUGAAGAAGUGGGGCUUCCACAAGAAUCUCAAAGGCAACGAUUGGAAGAUUAUACAGUACAAGAUUGAGAAAAGAAAACGGGAUGGUAAGCGUACUGAUGUGUAUAUAAGAAAUACAUUGGUCCCAGAGAAGAAGGUUAAGAAGGAAAUCUCAAGGCAUGCCGCAACCAUAUGGGAAACCUUUUAUGCGAGGAAUGCACCAUCUCCAAAAACACCUGAGGGAAUGUCGAUAAAUACUCCCGGACAAGUGUCUCAAAGUGAGGAGACGGAAACAGAAAGUUUUCCUGGGUUUAAUAUCAAUGCGUUCCGGCGGAGCUGGUUGCCACUAUUGCCAAAAGAAUUGCCAAUUUACAUCGAGGGCAUUGAGACAGAGAUCGAUCGCCGAUUCCUGGACCAUUUUGUUUUCGAAUUCAGUCGCGUUCUCACGCUCAUCAACGAUGAUUCCAAUCCGUUCAAGGAAAUCCUUCUCCCAAUGGCCACUCAACAUGGAUGUUUAAUGCACUCCUUAAUGUGCCUGUCCGGAUCCCACCUGUCCGCCCGUGAUCCAGAGCCGCGUUUCAAAGAGCGGAAACAUUAUCACUUUGAUCGCGCCAUCACCGACCUUAGACAAAGCAUUGAGGCAGAACCCCCCGCCAAUACAAGGUUAUUGGUAGAAGAUCCCAUCAUUGCAUCAACACUCGCCUUGUGUCUUAACACUAUUUGCGAAGGAGAAACCGAAGGAGAGUAUCGAUCCCACAUGGAUGCCGCUCGCUACCUUUUGACCACUCAAAAACCCAGGAGUGAGGUAUUCCGACAGUUCAUCGUCGAGUUCUAUCAGUACCAUGACGUGUCCAAUUCGAUCACCUCUCUUGAUAGACGACCUUUAUCACUCCGCAUUCAUUUGUUCAAUCCCCAUGCGCAAACCGGUACUUUCCUAGGCAUUUUCGACGGCUUGUUUUAUCACAUAUCAGAGGUCACGAGAUUGAGGGAUCGUAUCCGACAUCGACGCUCUUUUGAACGCGAACCAGCCGUUGAUUAUCAAAUUUUAAAUGAGGCCGUUGCAAUUGAUUCUGCUCUGCGGGCGUGGGAGCCAACAUAUACAAUCGAAACCCCAAAUUGGUACGCCUCACAACUGUAUCGUCAAUCGACGUGGGUGUAUCUCUAUCGAACUAUUCACUCAUCCCGUCCAAGUGAAAAGAUUUCGCAAGUUGUAGAUGAUGCUCUCAAAUACUUAGAUAUGCUACCAUCUAAUGCAGGAGCAUAUAGCAUUAUACUCAUGCCACUAUUUCUCAUUAGCUGCUCGGCUUUCGAACCCCGCCAACGCGAGAGGAUCAAGAAAGGCUUUGAUGCUUUGAAAGAAUAUUCCAGUCUGCGAAAUAUCGACCCAGUCUUGAAGGUUGUGCAACGGGUAUGGGAAGUCAUGGAUACGAAGAUAGAGGACAGCUGGGACUGGGAGCAUAUCAUCGCUGAAAUGGACAUGGACUUUUUGAUUCAUUGA